AUGCCCGAACAGACUUAUAAAACAAUGGUAGAUUUUCUAUGUGGAAGAAUAGACAACGUUCCACGUAAAGAAAAUUGCGAAGAAAAAAAUUCCAAGCUCGGCAUGGUCAUAUGGUGUUCUCAAUUUUUGGAUAGCUUCGGUCUAGAUGUAUUUUACGGUAUUAUAGUAACGAGACCAAGUAUAACAGAUGAAGUUACCGACAAAAACAUACAACAGCUUUUUACGUUUGUGAAAAACGGUGCUUAUGAAGCUGCUAAACUUCAUACUGCUAUUUAUCGAAGAAUAACACCAACCAACCAAUGCUUGUCAUUUUUUGGCGCAGAAUACGAAUGUAUAAUAAAAAACUUCGUUGCGCCAUUCAUGGAACAUAUUGUGGAGUCAGCUUGCAACAGUCCGCAUUGUAGCAUGAAACAAUCGAGAGCCUGCUUCAACACAUUUCCUUCGGCAACGGUGAAAAGUUCAUUUGUCCAUGAUGUCCAAAAGUGGUUUCUUGAAGCAACAACGUCAGUUUGUGGAAAGAAAGUAAAUCAGAACAUAUCUGACGAGUUUUCUUUCGUCGACGAAAACAUAACAACAGGGAUAAAGAACAGAUAUUGUAAUGGAAACAGAAAAUACAAGGCCCGAUUUUUUAAAAAGCUUCCUCAACUAUUAGUUGUUGAUGUUGCAGGCGAUAUUGACCCAAUAGACAUGGCUACCAUUCCCGAACAAUUACACAUUCGGUUUUCCACAAAUCAAGGAAAUAGGUAUUAUCGAGGCCAAAAAAUAUCUUAAGUUCGGUUUGGAUGUUUUUUAACUUUGAAAGAGGCCUUCUGAACAUUUAUAGAAUGAGACCUAUAUUGAUAUAUCCUUUAACCACGUAAUU
Hydractinia symbiolongicarpus is the source of this 862-nucleotide messenger RNA. RefSeq lists its product as uncharacterized. The coding region runs from base 1 to 771 and encodes 256 amino acids. The record is from RefSeq and is a predicted model, not a curated record. The transcript has 4 exons. NCBI's taxonomy places the organism in Eukaryota, Metazoa, Cnidaria, Hydrozoa, Anthoathecata, Hydractiniidae.